AUGCUCAUCACUGGCGCAGUGAUGCGAACUCCGAAGUGGCAAACUCGUUCGGACGAGUUUUACGGGCAAGGUGGCGACGAGCAACAGACCGCCCGUCCGUGUUUUCGCGACGAUAGUUGCACCACAAUUCUUGUGGAAUGGGAUCCGGUGGAAACGAUUCUCAAACUUGAGAGAAUGUCUACCCUGGCUCGUUCCGGCAAUGUUGCCACAAAAGUGAUCAGCGGCUCACAACAGCACAGCAGUUUUGUAUUGGCUACGGCUCCCAGCAAGGUCACCCCUAUCAAGGAUGUCGUUACUGAAUUCAAAACAGCUGAUUCUCUGCAAGCAGCAGCAAGCCGGAGCACACAUCAUGCUGGCUUGCUCUCAUCAAACCUCGCGAACAAAGGAAUAAACGCAUCUUCUCGACGUUUGGCACAUACCGAUGUGAAGUUUCCGGACAUGUCAACCUAUCGGCGAGAGGUGACUUUGAAUACUCAGAAGAGCGCCCGUGAUGCAGAAGAUGGGCGCAGAUCUCUAGCUCAUGCUGUAUAUUAUGGAGCCGGCGGUGUGAUGUCUUUGUGGGCCGGAAAGGAAAUGGUUCAAACUAUGGUUUCUUUCAAGGCUAUGGCUGCUGAUCAACGAGCUUUGGCGUCCAUUGAAGUUAACAUGAACGAUAUACCGGAAGGGCAAACGAAGACAUUUGAAUGGCGUGGAAAACCCGUUUUUGUGAAACAUCGUACGAAGAAUGAGAUUGCGAGAGAAAAGGCUGUGAAUGUGUCGGAGUUGCGCCACGCUGAACAUGACGACGAACGUGUUCAGAAGGACGAAUGGUCUAUAGUAAUUGGAGUUUGCACCCACCUUGGGUGCGUACCAAUUGCGAAUGCAGGUGACUUCGGUGGUUACUUUUGUCCAUGCCAUGGAUCACAUUAUGAUGGUUCCGGUCGCAUAAGAAAGGGACCAGCACCUUUGAAUCUUCAUGUGCCAGCUUACAAUUUCAAAGACAACAUCAUUGUAAUCGGCUCGUCGUAA
Molecule: messenger RNA, 1008 nt
Organism: Necator americanus (New World hookworm)
Lineage: Eukaryota; Metazoa; Nematoda; Chromadorea; Rhabditida; Ancylostomatidae
Exons: 11
Coding region: 1-1008 (335 amino acids)
Biological process (GO): mitochondrial electron transport, ubiquinol to cytochrome c
Cellular component (GO): membrane
Molecular function (GO): 2 iron, 2 sulfur cluster binding; quinol-cytochrome-c reductase activity
Source: RefSeq, a predicted model, not a curated record